This is a messenger RNA of Alternaria rosae, 3298 nucleotides long. RefSeq names its product putative Xaa-Pro aminopeptidase. The record is from RefSeq and is a predicted model, not a curated record. Lineage: Eukaryota; Fungi; Ascomycota; Dothideomycetes; Pleosporales; Pleosporaceae. Gene Ontology annotation, molecular function: metalloaminopeptidase activity; manganese ion binding. The transcript is spliced from 4 exons. Bases 127 to 2919 code for a protein of 930 amino acids.
CACGUGCACUAUGCGGUGGCUUUACCGGUGAGAUCCUCGACAACACUAAAACGCCGGUCACAUCUCAAUCGGAGCUCAGCCCUUUCGCAAUCGCAGUUCUUCCCCGAGGCAGCACGAGGUACCAAGAUGGAAGUUCUAGAUGCGAAAGGUCUCUCUGAGCGCCUGAGAUGGGAAGACAAUGAGUACUGGCUGCACCUCGAGGCUGAGACUCCGUUUGAGAAGUAUCCCGCAAAACAACAUGCGCGGAGAGUGCAAGAGAAGUUGGGUGUUGAAGAAGGCUUGAUCUACCUACCGGGUCAACCAGCGAGGAACAACGAAGAUAGCGACAUGCCAGCACCCUUCCGACAACGCCGAUAUUUCUAUUACUUGAGCGGAUGUAAUGAGCCUGACUGCCAUCUGACAUACGACACGCGACGCGACGAAUUGUCCUUGUUCAUUCCCCGCAUCAGGCCUGAGCGCGUCAUCUGGAACGGUCGUGGCUCCACCCUAGCAGAGGCACUCAUGAAGUACGAUGUCGAUCAAGUCUUCUACGCAGAUGAGCUUGAGUACGCCGUACAAGGGUGGGCGAUCGGUAACCGACAGGCUGGCAUCUACGUCCUGCACCAGUCAUCGCAAUUCCCCGGCUGCGACAAUCUGAAGCCCCGUAUCGAUUCGAUAGCCCUUCGGUCAGCCAUGAACGUAUGUCGCAUGAUCAAGGAUGAUCACGAGAUCAAGCUUAUUCGGAAAGCGAACGACAUCAGCUCGCAAGCGCACCGAGAGAUCCUUGCUAACAUUACGAAAUUCAAGAAUGAGGCACAGGUGGAGGGAUUGUUCAUGGAUGUGUGCAUAUCGCAGCAAGCGAAGCAACAGGCUUAUGAUCCCAUCGCUGCUUCCGGACCGAACGCCGGAACCCUUCACUAUGACGCGAACAAUGAAGAUCUCGCAGGUCGUCAACUCAUGUGUUUAGAUGCAGGAUGCGAGUAUGAGCUAUAUGCAAGUGACAUCACCCGCACCUUCCCGCUGUCUACUUCUUGGCCAAGCAAGGAAGCCGAGAAUAUCUAUAAGCUGGUCCAACGUAUGCAGGAAACAUGCAUUGAACGACUAGAGCCUGGCGUGAGAUAUCUGGAUCUGCACAUUAUGGCACAUCAGAUCGCUAUCGAUGGGCUACUGCAGCUGGGAAUCCUUCACCGCGGAACGAAAGAAGAAAUCUACAAGGCUGGUACAAGUAGAGCGUUCUUUCCCCAUGGUCUUGGACAUCAUAUAGGCCUUGAAGUGCAUGACGUAGGCCAGGCACAACUGAUGAGUGUAAGAAGAGGGAAGCCAGUGUACCAGCAGGCACCAUCCCUUUAUCCACAGGAUUUCCAUGUCCCGAUAUAUGACUCUGAGACUUGCCUCGCGCCAACCGAUCCCCAAAGCAGCCAUCUCGAAGAAGGCAUGGUUGUCACAGUCGAGCCUGGCAUCUACUUUUCUGCAUACGCUCUACAACACUUCUAUCUUUCAUCGCCCGUACACUCCAAGUACAUCAAUAUUGAGGUACUGAAGCGCUACAUGCCCGUGGGCGGUGUUCGCAUAGAAGACGACAUUCUCAUCACCUCCUCUGGUUACGAGAACUUGACUACAGCCCCCAAAGGCGACGCAAUGAUCGAAGUUAUCCGGCACGGAAAGAAAGGUGCUGUGGACGGGCCGGAUUCCGACUUCACUCCACUACGGCGACCGAGCAGUCCCAUUGAGCCAACUCUGCGACGAGCGCCGGGCAUUUCUACAAAGGCACCACCACAACACUUACAAAAGCCGCUCGCCAGAGCUGCGACCCUUCCCGCAGACUUCGCUCAACAACGCAACACAGACUUCGCGCCCUUGGCAGGCCCCUCGCUCUUCUCGAACUUUUCACGCUCAAUGACCACGGAAGAAAAGAUCCAACAGUGGCAGCUUAAGCGUAGUCCAGUGACGAUCGCGUCUCUCCCCCCAGUCAACGCGAAGAAAUCGAAUCCGGUAUGUGGUGAGAUGAAUCCGAACUUCCAUCAUGUUUACAUGAGCAACGCUUCCAGUCCGGCGUUCUCAUCCCAAUCGACCCCACAGUUUGGGGAAACACCUUCGUGCCAGAAUUGCGCAAUUCUCGUACAAACGCUGGAUCGCCUACGUCAAAACCUUACAUCCUCUGUGCAAAGCUCCUCGAAGCGCGAGGUCAAGCCUACUUACGAGGCCGAUCUGAGAAGUAAGAACGCCGAGCGAGUAUACGAUGACACUCCAGCAAUACCGCCACGCAUUGGCGAGCUGUCUGUUGGCGCUUCGGCGUGCACCGUAAGCCUCGAUAAGAACCAGAGAAUUCCACUUCCUCCACCUCAGCCUGAUACUAGUAGGUCAGUAGAUACAAGAGCAGCGCAAUGGGCUAGACGCUCCGGCGCAGCUCCUCGUGUACUUCCGGUUCGCGUCCAAAAUCUGGACAGCCAAUUGUCACAAGCAUACCUUCAGGGCGAGGAAUCCACAGCUAAAGCGAACCUUGUCUCACGGCACCGUCAAAUCCCCGCAGCCGCUGAAAUUCCUCCACGAUUUAGACGUCGCACUCAUAGGAAACUUCCCGACCCUGUACCGUCUCCGCAAGCUCUAGAACCGGAAGCUACACGGCAGAAGUUAGAGUCUCUUCGACUGAGACUUGAUUCGCUGGAGGAGGGGGCGCGGAUAAAGAAACAACAGCAAGACCAAACUAUGUUGCCCGAACGGUUUCUCGCCUCAAGACCGUCAAUGCCAGUCUUGAUGUCCCAAAAUCCAUGGCAGCAGCACCAUAGACCUACCGCCGCGAGAGGCUCUGGCGAUAGGACGUCACGUAACCUGGAAAUUCUUGACAUUGAUAGAUCCCGGCUUGAACGCUUAGAGGAGAGCGAGCGACAGAGGCGCUUAGAGCGUGAUGCAUUGACCAGAGAUACGUUCUUUUUACGUUAAUGACACAACGGUCGGUUUUAUUUUACCAGCUGCGGCAAAGCCAAAUACGUUCUCUUUACCUUCUCGGUUCUGCUUUUACAAACAAUAUACGUUUUAUUACACUCUAACCCGAUUCAAACCACCCUACACCUGGCAUUCACUGCGCCUUGGUCACAUGGUACUCACAUUCUGCUCUGCACACGUGCUCGUCAAGAUAGCAGUUGCACAGUCCUCACACUCCUUUCUCUUCUUAUACUCCAUCCAUCUCACAUACCCGAUUAGAUGUUCUCGUCGAGCUAAGCGUCGGACUUUGAUUGAGUCGAGAUCUUGAGAUGACGCACGAUGAGCUGUAGGCAGAAAAUAGAGCGAGACAAAAUCGUAUCGCUAUUCGUUCUUUGUU